AUGUGGUUGGAGGCUGUAUCCUCGCCUUGCGAAGACAAACGAGUUGACAUGGAUGGACCCGCUACCGAUUUACCAUCCCUGACAAAGUGGCAGCCAGGACGUUUGGUUUCAGUGUGGUUCGCUCUGCUGCUGCGAUGCAUGGUCUCGCUGUGGCCGUACUCUGGGCAAGGAGAGCGACCUAUGUACGGUGACUACGAAGCACAGAGACACUGGAUGGAGAUCACCAACGCUCUGCCGCUUCAUCAAUGGUACAGAUUUGAUCUGGAGUAUUGGGGACUGGACUAUCCUCCUCUGACAGCCUAUGUCUCGUGGGCCUGUGGUCAGCUGUCGAGGAUUGUGGAGCCCGCAUCUAUGGCUCUGGGUCUAUCGCGCGGCUACGAGACUCAGAGCCACAAGGCCUUCAUGCGGAUGACGGUCUUGUUGUUGGAUCUCGCCAUCUUCUUCCCCGCCGCAGCAGCACUCACGAGAAGGUUGGCUAUUGACAGGGCGAUGCGGAGGGGAAGAGGGGUGCCCCUACUACAGCGUUGGGAUCAUCCUGCCUCGACGAGGGGUCUGUGCAUGGUGCUCCUUUCGCCGUCCCUGGUGCUCGUCGAUCACGGACACUUCCAGUACAACUGCGUGUGCCUCGGACUGGCCGUGGCGGCUGCUGCUGCGGUGGCUAGCGGAAAGCGUCGCGGAGAACUUGUCGGCAGCGCUCUGUUUUCCUUGUCUCUCAACUUCAAGCAGAUGGCUCUGUACUAUGCUCCAGCUUUUUUCUUCUACCUGCUGGCCUCUUGUGUGUGGAGUAACCCCGCGGGCACGGAGGCGAUUGGAAGCCACGCGGAUGGCACAGCGACGUCGUUCAACCGUUUGUCGGGAGUGUUGCGCCGGGUGCUCGGCCUCGGGUCUGUAGUGAUUGUCACCUUCGGGGUCUUGUGGGCACCGUUCUGCCUUUUCCGGGACGAUGAUUCUGAGGAUGGUUCGGACGCGCGAAGCGGGUGCCUGUCUUCGAUGAGCCAGGUGGCAGUCAGGUUGUUCCCCUUCUCUCGCGGGCUGUUCGAGGACAAGGUCGCUAACCUCUGGUUCUGCCUCGAUGUCGUCUUCAAGUUGAGGAGGAGGCUGCCGGUGCCGCAACUCGCCAAGCUGGCUCUUGCGUCGACGCUGAGCCUCUUGGUGCCGGUGGGAGCGGAGCUCUUGAGGCCGGGCCGAUCGCCGACGGCGAGGAGGCUGCUGCUGGCCCUCUUCAACAGCUCCAUGGCCUUCUUCUUGUGUUCUUUUCAGGUACACGAAAAAAGCCUGCUGCUGCCACUCUGCCCUCUGGCGUUUCUCUGGAGAGACGCGCCCCUGUUCACGACGUGGCUACAGGUUAUCGGCGUUUUCAGCAUGAAGCCGUUGCUCGCUCGGGAAGGGCUGCUCGUGCCUUGUGUGGUGUGCACCUUGCUCUACGUCGCCGCCUCGACGUUUCUGGCACUACCGGAGGGCAACGUGGGCGAGCCAGUCGCUUCGUCUUUUCCAUACGGGAGGUAGGUCAGGCCGCAAUGCACGCGUUCCGUAGACUAGCGCCGAUGCCACGGGAUGUGUACAUUGAUCGUUGAAAGUAUUCGGAACAUCAGCCGGGACAUGUCCUUCACAAAAGGCGGUCAAGACCGCACGCGACGUGCUCCUCGCACAAAUUGAUGAUGUUGUAUCAACGAGAGUAACAAGUAGAGCACGGAUAAGACACUGUCUGCACGCCCGGCACCUCGUUGACGACGCCACACGCACAAACCAUGUGGAACGUUGAACGGUCAACAUAGGCCUGACAUAUAUAGGCACUCAGUACAAGGCAAGGAAAGUCGGAAAUCGGGGUACUGUUGUACCCGGGGGUACGUGACUUACACAGCGACGCCCCCAGAAACCGAAAUCGUCAAGAGCUAUGUAUGCAACAAUACAUCACGAAUAAUGUUUUCAGUGAAACGCCAAGCCAAUUGCAUGCAGAAACCGUCCGGUGGGUGUCUUACCACCCUGCCUGGGUUAGGUAUCAGAUACACUUGCUGCCCACCGCUUUUAUUUACAAAAUAUUGUUGUCUUUGGUGACCCUGAGUAAGAUGUGCGUACGGUGGCAGGCCGGUUCGAUCUCUCUCUCCUCCCUCCUCUUUCGCCACCUUGCACUUUAUCACCAAGUACUUGAGCAAAUUGACAGACGUACUGCUUCACAGGUGCUUGACUCGCGCACGCCUUGGAGUGAUGGCGGCCCUCUCCCUCGGAGGCAUGGUGCUGCUGCUGGCGUUGGAGGCAGCCGUGGCGCCUCCGGCGGCGCUGCCGUACCUGCACCCCACCCUAAAUGCCAUGUACUCGUGUGCAAACCUCACGGCGGCCUACGGGAUCGGCGUGUGGUGGCAGUGGCAAGAGGGGAUGCGUGGCGGUGGGGGCAGAGGCGGGGUGGGCGAACGGCAAGAGCGGCGUCUGUCUCACGAAACGGUCACCAAAAAGCAACGAUAGCAAAACAUUAUGCAAACGACGGACACGAUACUGGAGAUGUGUCGUCGAUUUUUGUGGCUCGUUUCGGGCAAUCGGAACCUGGCACAGUAGUAGGCACGUGGGCACCCUUACGUCGAUGCGCGAGACGUGGUACCCUUUCCAACACGCAUCCUGCUGCUUACGGAGUUGUGCGACCUUGUUUUUUGUUUGCUAUUUUAGGCUACUAGUACUAGAAGAGCUCCGAUACCUUGCGCAGUACGAUAUGCUGGUGUGCAAGUAGAUAUGAUAGCAUGGAGUAGGAUGUUUUUUUCAUGGAGGUAACGAGGUUUAUCGGACACUCAAAGGGGGAAACGUACCCAGAGCUUGGUCUGCAAUUCGUUUCUUGUAGUUGGCAUUUGGCGGUGUAGACGAGUAGACGGGACUUACGUCCCGGGUGCAUCUGUCGCACGUAGAAAGACUCUUCUCGGUCCCGUCGAGUAUUGUAUACAUAUAUCUUGGUAGCAUAAUGUAGUGGAAGAUAUUCUCCCGUUGUAUUGAACCCACCAAAACAUAUCGAUUCCAGUUUUUAGUAUGUAUUGAUUGGAGCAAUAUGCAUUUAAUAUCAAAUUGUCCAGGGUGUAGUAGAGACUAGCCGUGUACGCACAUGCACAUACAAGUGAGGCGAUCCACGUAUAAGGUAUCCACGUCAAAGAUAUGGUGAGUAUGGAAGGCGAACGGCAAGAGAAGGCCGUCGGAAUGUACAGGUAGGGCACGGCAGUGUGGGCGCGUCACUGCUCCGGGGGAAUCCGUUGAAUAUAUCUAUAUGCGUGAUGGCUGAU
Messenger RNA from Ectocarpus sp. CCAP 1310/34, 3257 nucleotides. The record is from the annotation of a GenBank genome assembly. Lineage: Eukaryota; Phaeophyceae; Ectocarpales; Ectocarpaceae.